UCUUACUUGACUCCUUGUACAACAUUUUCGAGAUACUAGUGAAGCUUCCAUCUCUGCCAAUUCGAAUCGUUCAUCCGUGUAUCUGAUCGUUACCAACUCGCAAGACCGAAUAUGGCUAAUCCACGGCAACGUCGUAAAGCCAAAUCAUCAACGCAUAAAGCCGUAUCCCACUCACGGCGUGCACAGAGACUCCUGAAGAAGAUGCCAGUGAUACGAGGUCCAAAAGCCUUGCAGGACGCUUGGGAUAAAUCAAAGACAGUUCACCAAAACUAUGCUGCACUGGGACUUCAAUUUGCCUUGACCCCCACGCAAUCAGGCGGAGUCGAACGGACAUUAGUCCCUCCAAAAGCUUCAGCUGAUGUUGAGUCAGUCUCUGUUACCCCCAAGUCAGUUGAGUCUGGCCCUUCGGCUAUACCCAAGGGGUUUGGAAGAAUUAUCCGUGACGAAUCUGGUAAUGUGAUACGAAUCGACCUUGCUGAAUCGGAGGAAAUCCAAAACACUGUACAAAAGACGGAUCUCCCAGAAGCAGAUGUAGAUGAGAAAACUAUGGGCGAUUGGGUCGGUUGUCUCAAUAAAGUACACCAUUCGAAUCGCACCAUGGAUGCACGAGAAGUAUCCUCGUCAUGUGUGCAGGGAACACAUGCGAUUGACGUGUUGGAGCAACUGUCGACUUCGGGCAGGGUGGUUGUGCGACACUCGUCGUGUGGAGAAAGAUCAUACCUGGCGCGUUUGAUCCAAAAAUAUGGCGAUAACUACGAGAGGAUGGCGAUAGAUCGCCGUCUAAAUCCUGAACAAAAGACAGUGGGUGAACUAAGAAGGGCGGUCGGUAAAGCGGGCGGGGUGGAGUCAUUCUGCUGACCGGUGGGCGUAUCAUCGCAGAUUGACAUGUUCAAAAAUGCAAUACAUGUUUGUAAACCUUCUCGAGCGGAGGGCGGCUCAGUAAUGUUGACGAGCGCCCGGUUAAACGGGGUCAACCGAGGCCGAUAUU
Suillus fuscotomentosus is the source of this 988-nucleotide messenger RNA. Its product is annotated as ribosome biogenesis protein Nop16. The record is from RefSeq and is a predicted model, not a curated record. Gene Ontology annotation, biological process: ribosomal large subunit biogenesis. Bases 112 to 858 code for a protein of 248 amino acids. Lineage: Eukaryota; Fungi; Basidiomycota; Agaricomycetes; Boletales; Suillaceae. The transcript has 4 exons. Gene Ontology annotation, cellular component: nucleolus.